Molecule: messenger RNA, 4473 nt
Organism: Adelges cooleyi (spruce gall adelgid)
Lineage: Eukaryota; Metazoa; Arthropoda; Insecta; Hemiptera; Adelgidae
Exons: 1
Coding region: 1-4473 (1490 amino acids)
Biological process (GO): DNA integration
Molecular function (GO): nucleic acid binding
Source: RefSeq, a predicted model, not a curated record
AUGGUACUAGACGAAAACGCACAAAAACUGUUGACAGAAUUAAAACGAAAACGAGGCGUUGUUAAAGCUUCACUUACGCGCGUUCGAACAUUUAUUUCAAAAUUCGAUCCAUCCGAACAAGCUUUAUCACUACUGGAGUUCAGACAGGAAGAGCUUCCUCAAAUAAAUCGUAAGUUUGAUGGUAUUCAAUGCGAAAUUGAACUUAUUGAUUCUGAUGACACUGAAGAAGCUGAGUUGGAAAGGGAUAGAUUUGAAAGUGAAUAUUUUGCAAUACGAUCACAAAUCCAAGAAAUUAUCAAUCAAGAAAAGGGAUUAAAUACAACGGGCCACAAUCAAUCGUACGGUGGCACAUACGUUCCGGCUCGAGUUCAAUUAGCGCCAAUUCCUUUACCCAAGUUUGACGGCGAUAUUCAAAAGUGGUCGUCCUUUUAUGACGUCUUUAAAGCUAUGGUGCACAAUGAUGACGCAUACUCAGUUGCUCAAAAGUUCUUCUAUCUGCGUUCGUGUUUAGAAGGAUCAGCAUUGGAUUUAGUGCGCUCAAUUCCUGUUAGUGACGCCAAUUACGAAACUGUUGUCAGGCGGUUAAUACAAAGAUUUGACAAUCAAAGCCUGGUGAUACAGUCACAUAUUCAGUCUAUACUCGACUGUCCUCAAGUCGAAGAAGCAUCCUCUGAGACAAUAAACGAAUUAUACUCCUGUGUAUGUACUCAGGUUGCAGCUCUUAAGGCGUUAAAUCAACCAGUUGAGCAUUGGGACGCAUGGUUGAUAACAAUUGUAACUAGCCGUUUGGAUAAGGGGACCGCCCAUUCAUGGCUGCUGCACCAGAAAAACACUAAAUUGCCAAAAUAUUCGGACCUCGAAACAUUUCUUGCUAGUCGAUGUGUCGCAUUAGAAGCUUCAAGGACCCGAUCUAAGCCUACGGGGGGAGCGUCAACGAUCUCCAACGUUAAGAAGAGCAAUUUGGUGCCAAAAAGGUCCUUGGUAGUUUCCAGUGCAACAGAAUCAUGUCAUUGCUGUUCUGGAAAUCACAAGCUGUAUUUUUGUGACAAGUUCAAGGGAUUUUCAUUAGCUGAGCGUCUCUCAUUCGUGCGAAAAGAAUCACUCUGUUUCAAUUGCCUAUCACCUAGACACUUAUCUAAUGCAUGCAAGUCAAUUUAUACUUGUCGUUAUUGCAAACGAAGCCAUAACACAUUGUUGCAUUUUGAAAAGCCCAAAGAUGUGGCCAAGCCUAAGGCGGACGAUGGUACGGUUUCCUCUCCAAAUCAAAGCACUGCACUCUUAGCUGGUGAUGGCCGAGCUCAUGUUUUUCUUGCUACCGCUGUCAUUAUAGUUCUUGACAAAUUUGGAAAUAAAUGCCAAUGUCGAGUUAUACUCGACAGUGGCUCACAAAUUAAUUUCAUAUCUAAAAGAUUGGCAACCUUGCUACAAUUACCGGCAAGAAAGACCUGUUUACCAAUAAGUGGAAUAGGCGCAAAGCAAGUCCAAGCAGCAUCGUCCAUAAAUAUUAAGGUGUCAUCUCGAGUAAGUGACUAUGAAGUGGACCUACUUUGUUAUGUAUUACCAAAUAUUGUCUCUGCGUUACAAUCAUGUGCUGAACCUCAGGGAGGAUGGAACAUACCAUCAGAGCUGAUUCCACAACUGGCAGAUCCAGAUUUUGACAAACAUCGGGCAGUUGAUCUUCUGAUAGGCGGUGGCAUAUUCUUUGAUAUUUUGGGCACUGAGCGACGGAUGCUUCUGCCUGCAGCCUUGUGCUUGCAAGAGAGCCAAUUUGGAUGGGUAGUAACUGGUGAAUUAGAGGCCACUUGUUUAUUAGGGAUCAACUCUGUGGGUGAAGCCCUUGAAGAAGAUUGGAAGGCAUUACUGCUAAGAGAGGAUUCAGGUUAUGGUCAGACAUCUAAGUCAAACUUGAAGAGUUUAGAGGAGACAGAGACUGUUCAGCAUUACCACGAAACUGCCAUGCGAAACGAAAAUGGACGUUUCGUUCUUCGUUUACCGGUCAAGGAAACCGUGCAUAAAUUGGGAAACAGUAUAACAAUGGCGACAUCACGGUUCUUUAGUGUUGAAAGACGACUGCAACGCGAUCAGCAUUUGCGCACGGAAUACAUCAAGUUCAUGCAAGAAUAUUUGGAUAUGGGACACAUGAAAUGCGUAUCUAAUGAAACAACAAUCCCGGACAGAUCAUACUAUUUACCACACCAUGCAGUGCUGAAGACAUCCAGUUUAACAACAAAACUUCGCGUAGUGUUUGACGCUUCAGCAAACAGUUCUUCCGGGUUAUCUUUAAAUGAUGUACUUAAGCGUGGUCCAACAGUGCAAGAAGAGUUAUUUGCUAUUUUGGCCCGUUUUAGGAAAUAUCAAUACGUGAUAACAUCAGACAUUGAAAAGAUGUUCAGACAGAUUGAAAUCUCAGAGCAAGACUGGGACCUACAACGAAUUUUAUGGAGAGCGGAUCCCAGUAAGACUCUUCAGACCUAUCGUUUAAAUACUGUCACGUAUGGGACAACACCUGCCUCAUUUUUAUCCACCCAAUGCCUUAUCAGUCUUGCAGAACAAAAUGAGCAAACGUAUCCCAGAGCAUCAAGUGUCAUAAGACAAGACUUCUACAUGGACGACUUAAUGACUGGCUGUGAUACUGAAGCAGAAUGUCUCCAAUUGCAGCAAGAAGUAAGCACAAUACUGGAUUCUGCAAAAAUGCCAUUGCGUAAGUGGUGUUCUAACUCAGAGUCCGUGUUAAAAGGUAUUGGAAAAAAUGAACAAGACCCACUUUUCACACUGGAUAUUAGCGAUGAUGAUACUGUCAAAUCAUUAGGGCUGGGUUGGAAACCAUUCAUUGAUGACUUCCGAUUCAAUAUAAUUGCCAUUUCUAGAGAUACUAAAUUAACUAAGCGGACACUGUUAUCUCAGUUAAAUAGGAUAUUUGAUCCUCUAGGGUUUCUCUCACCAGUCCUCGUUAAAGGAAAAAUAUUUCUCAAACAACUAUGGCAGCUGAAGGUUGACUGGGAUUCGCCACUUCAAGAGGAAUUGCAAAAACGAUGGCGCCUUUAUUACUCUGAGUUAGAAAAGCUUAAGGAAUUAUCUAUUCCCCGAAAAUGUAUUUACAAUGCUAACGCCUUAGUUGAGUUACAUGGAUUCUGUGACGCAUCUAUGGAAGCCUAUGGUGCCUGCAUUUAUGUUCGUUCAUUAGGCUAUGACGGGAAAUGGCAUGCACAGCUUUUGUGUUCAAAGACUCGAGUUGCUCCACUUAAAGGAGUGACUAUUCCUAGAUUGGAGCUAAAUGGAGCAGUACUGUUAGUGCAAUUAGCAUACAAGGUUGCAGAGUCAUGGAAAAUAGAUGUGCAAUCAUUUAAACUCUGGACAGAUUCCAUGAUUGUACUCGGUUGGCUGAAUAGUGAUUCUAGUAGAUUAAAGACAUACGUGGCUAACAGAGUCGUUCAAAUACUUGAGGUAUCGACUGCGGAGCAAUGGCGACAUGUGAGAACCGAUGAGAAUCCUGCAGACGUUGUCUCUAGAGGUCUAAGGCCACAGGAAUUAGUCGACAACAACAUAUGGUGGACGGGCCCGAGCUGGCUUUCGGAAGACGAGAGUGGUUGGCCACGUAUCGCAAACGUAAGGAUGGCAGAGGACGACGUGCCUGAACUGCGAACAAUUCGGUUAGCUUUAACUGGCAUGAUAGUGCCAGAAAUGGACAUGCUACAACAUCAUUCGGAGUGGAGCCGAUUAAAAAGAGCUGUCCACUUAGAGCCUGUGGAAGAUCUCACGAGUAGUGCAUUUAUUGCUAGCCUGCGACGGUUCAUGGCACGUCGAGGCAAGUGCACUAAAAUCUACAGCGACAACGGCACGAAUUUUGUGGGAGCACAAAAAGAGCUAAGUCCUUGUUUAGCUGGUAUCGACGACAAGAUGGCAAAAGAGGGAGUAGAGUGGCAUUUCAACCCACCAUCCGCCCCUCAUUUCGGUGGUUUGUGGGAGAGCGCAGUAAAGACGACAAAGUUCCACUUAACACGCGUGAUAAAGGAUGCUCGUCUAACUUUAGGAGAGUUAACCACGUUGUUGUGCCAGGUGGAAGCGUGCGUUAACUCUCGGCCUAUGACACCGCUUAACAGUGACCCUUCAGAAGCGGAAGCAAUCACCCCAGCUCAUUUCUUAAUUGGUGGCCCAAUGAUGAUACCACCAGAAGCGAACAUACCCGAAGAGGACGUUCAACAUCUACGUCGUUGGCGCUUUGUGCAAGGCUUAAUGCAAAGCUUCUGGAGGCGAUGGCAUGCCGAAUAUCUACCACAACUUCAGGUGCGAGGCAAGUGGACUUACCAGAAAAAGGACCUAGUAGUUGGAGACGUGGUUAUUAUAAAAGAGGACUGUACUCCACCAACAAAGUGGAAGCUAGGACGAGUAGUGCAACUACACCCAGGGAAAGAUGGCACAGUUCGAGUAGUCACAUUAAAAACUGCCAAUCGAGUCAGAAGACAACCAAGAUGA